CCUUUGCGCAACAUACAUCAACAUAAAAUUCUUGCUUCCCGCCUGGCACCAGGACUCGUGUAGAUGCGCUAAAUUCCUACUUUUCACUAUAUUCUGUGAAGGGCAUUGUAUUGGGCAUAUGCCAAAUUUACGGCUUCUCCGAUUUUUUGCAUUGUCCAAAAUAUCUGGACGGCGUUGGCAGAGCACUAAUGCUCUGAAAUCAGAAUAUCUCGAUAUCCUUGGGGAGCGCUAUGCGACAGACGACAUAACAAAUGUUACACCAGCCAUUUUGUCUAGAAUCCCACUGCGCCUUCACAGCCAACCUAACCAUCCACUGAGCACCUUGCGCUCCCUCAUCGAGUCGCAUUUUCCGGACUAUGCUCAUUUGUCUUCUCUGUCGCCUUUGGUCACCCCCUUCAAGAAUUUCGACGAACUCUCUUUCCCGAAGGACCAUCCAGGGAGGGCUGUGACCGAUAGUUACUACAUAAAUAGAGGGUUAAUGUUGCGGACACACACCUCAGCGCACGAAGUUGAAGUCUUUGCACAGGGGAAGACACAGUGGCUGUUGACGGCAGACGUGUACCGCCGCGACGAAAUAGACGGGUCGCAUUACCCUGUAUUCCACCAGAUGGAGGGCGCGCGCAUCUGGUCCGCUGACGCGUCCGGCAUGAAGGAGGUCGAGCACGACAAUGAACGCCUUUCCAGCCAUCUGACCCGGUCAAACAUUGUCAUUGAGGAUGUACCCCAUCUUUCCCCUGCGAAUCCGGCCCAACCAGUGCACGAUCCUCGUUAUUCUGAGCUGGUCGCGAAAAAUUUGAAGCUGUCACUGAAUAGCAUGAUUUUGCAUCUUUUCGGUGGUGUUGGCGGUGCGACGAAAGAAAACCCGUUACGAGUGCGUUGGAUCGAGACGUAUUUCCCCUUCACGAGUCCUAGCUUUGAGGUUGAAGUAUUCUUUGGAGGCAAAUGGUUGGAAAUUUUAGGGUGUGGUGUGGUGCGACAGGCCACUUUGGAUACUGCUAACGUUCCUCAUAAGAUUGGUUGGGCUUUUGGACUGGGUCUAGAGCGAAUCGCGAUGGUCCUCUAUUCGAUUCCUGACAUCCGUCUGUUCUGGUCCACCGAUACUCGGUUUUUGUCCCAAUUCAAGCAGGGAGAAAUCAGUCAAUUCAAGCCCUACUCCAAGUACCCUUCUUGCUUCAAGGAUGUUAGUUUCUGGACCACCCAAGAUGUCAGCGUCCAUGAAAAUGACUUCUGCGAUCUGGUUCGCGACGUCGCAGGGGAUCUAGUGGAAGAUGUAAAGAAGAUUGACUCGUUUGUUCACCCAAAAACGAAUCGGACGAGCCUGUGUUAUAGAAUAAACUAUCGGUCUAUGGAUCGCUCCCUGUCGAAUGAAGAAGCAAAUGUAGUACAACAGGAGGUGGUCUCUCGACUGAGGGAGCAGUUCAGAGUAGAGAUUCGUUGA
Molecule: messenger RNA, 1438 nt
Organism: Desarmillaria tabescens
Lineage: Eukaryota; Fungi; Basidiomycota; Agaricomycetes; Agaricales; Physalacriaceae
Exons: 4
Coding region: 119-1438 (439 amino acids)
Biological process (GO): phenylalanyl-tRNA aminoacylation
Cellular component (GO): mitochondrion; cytoplasm
Molecular function (GO): tRNA binding; ATP binding; phenylalanine-tRNA ligase activity
Source: RefSeq, a predicted model, not a curated record